CCCAUGUUAACACACCAUGUGUAUCAAACGCGCCAGCCCCUUUCGAUAAUUUCCUCUAGCGAUGGCCAGCCCCGCCAGCUCUCUCCCUCUCUACCAAAGAUUCACCCGCAGAAACUAUAUUUCUCGAACCAUCGAAGUUGCCAUCCUCUUCCUCCUCCUCUAUCUCCUGCUCCAUCGCCUCCUCUCUCCCAGAAUCCAUGGAUUCGCCUGGCUCCUGGCCUUUCUCUGCGAGUCAUGGUUCACUUUCACGUGGGUUCUUGUUGUCAGCACCAAGUGGAAGCAAGUGGAGUUCAAAACUUACCCUCAACGCCUCUUGCAAAGGAAAGUGGAGCUCCCUCCGGUGGACAUGUUUGUGACAACGGCGGAUCCUGUCUUGGAGCCGCCAAUCCUGACUGUGAACACCGUGCUCUCAUUGUUGGCCGUCGAUUACCCGCCCGAUAAGCUAGCCUGCUACGUCUCCGACGACGGCGGCUCUCCUCUCACCUUGUACUCGCUGGUUGAAGCCUCAAAGUUUGCCAGGCUCUGGGUUCCUUUCUGCAAGAAGCACGGCAUACAGCUCCGGGCACCCUUCCGAUACUUUUCCAGUCAGUCCUCGUCUUCUCAGGAUGCUUCGCCGGAGUUUCGGAAAGAGAGGAAGAAGAUCCAGUACGAGUACGAACAUCUUUGCCAGAUAAUUGAAGAUGCAUCCAGAAGGCCUCUUCCUUGUGAGCUCGUUGGCGACUUCAAGGAUUUCUCCAACAUACAACGUGGAAAUCACCCUUCCAUAGUUAAGGUUAUAUGGGAGAACAAGGAUCAUCCUUCAAAAGAUGGAUCAAUGCCACAUCUUAUCUACAUUUCCAGAGAAAAACGGCCUCAUCACUCACAUAAUUUCAAAGCUGGCGCCAUGAAUGUGCUUACAAGAGUUUCAGGAGUGAUGACAAAUGCUCCAAUCAUGCUAAAUCUAGACUGUGACAUGCACGUUAAUAACCCCCAAAUUAUUCUUCAUGCCAUGUGUUUCUUUAUGGACAUCAAGAAUGAGAGGGAUUGUGGAUAUGUUCAGUCUCCUCAAAGCUUCUAUGAUGGAUUGAAGGAUGACCCAUUUGGAAAUCGAAUGGAGGUUUUGUUCAAGUACCUGGGAUAUGGAAUAGUGGGGAUUCAAGGACCUUUCUAUCAAGGAACAAACUGCUUUCACAGGAGAAAAGUCAUUUAUGGAUUAUCUCCAGACGACGAGCAAAUCAACGGAAAGCUGCGCAACAUUGAGGCAUCGAAGAGCGUUUAUGGGAGCUCAAUAGAGUUCACCGCAUUAGCUGCGGAGACACUGUCAGGGCUGAUGAUUGGUGGUUCAUCGGAAGGGGAUUUGUCGAGUUGCAUGGAUGCAGCUCACAUCGUUGCUGGCUGUGGCUAUGAGUAUGGCACCAAAUGGGGCAGUGAGGUUGGAUGGAUGUACGGAUCUACAACAGAAGACAUGCAUACUGGGCUUUCCAUUCAGGGGAGGGGUUGGAGAUCCACCUACUGCACACCCGACCCGCCAGCGUUCUUGGGUUGUGCACCCUCUGGUGGCCCCGCAGCCAUGAUCCAACAUAAGAGGUGGGCCACUGGGCUGCUUGAAGUUCUGCUCGGCCCAAAAAGCCCACCUAUCCUUAUGCUCAAAAGGAGGCUCCAGUUCCGGCAAGGCUUGGCCUACUUAUAUGUCCUUUUGUGGGCCAUCCGGUCCAUUCCCGAGCUAUGCUACGCAGCUUUGCCGGCCUACUGUAUCAUCGCUGAUACUUAUUUCUUGCCCAAGAAGGGACAACCAGGCUUCUUGACAACCAUCUUCAUCUUCCUCAUCUACAACUUCUACACUCUAUCUGAGUAUCUGCGAGCUGGACUCUCAAUCCGCGCAUGGUGGAACAACCAGAGAAUGUGGAAGAUCACCGCCAUGAACGCCUGGUUCUUCGGAGCUUUGAGCGUAGGCCUCAAGCUCCUCGGAAUAUCAGACACCGUUUUCGAAGUCACCCAAAAGGACCAGCCAGCUGCCGGCGACAACACUGACGCCAACGCCGGGAGGUUUACAUUCAACGACUCCCCUAUCUUCAUCCCCGGCACCACCAUCUUGUUGAUAAACCUGGCGGCCCUGGCUGCUGGAUUGCUAGGGUUCCGCCUUACCCCCGGCGAAGAUGGGUUCGGGAUAGGGGAGGUUGUUUGCAGUGUGUAUGUGGUGCUGUGUUCCUGGGCGUUCUUGAAAGGUCUGUUUGGCAGAGGAAAAUAUGGGAUUCCGUUGCCGACCAUUUUCAAGUCGGGGGCUCUGGCGAUGUUGUUUGUGCAGUUAAGCAAAUGGUUCUGAGAAUCAACAUGUGAAUUCUAUAAAAUAUCUUUUAAGAAAAACACCUUGAAAGAGUGCCUACAUAGAGAUAAUGUGCAGAGUGAUUAAGGGAUCUAACCUGUUGCAGUGAAAGGUAGCAUCUGCACCAUUUUGACAGAUUCCCUUCCACUUUGAUGGAAUUGGUCCGUUUUCUUCAUCACUGAGGCUUUUUGAUUCAGGCCACACACCUUGUUCAAUUCCGUUGAUGAAUGGUGAGGACAAUGAGACUUAAAGAUUGCAGUAACAGAAAAUCAAAGAACAUAAAGUCAUUAUUAAUAACUCAGGGCAGCCCACAAAACCAAAUUUAUCCCAAGUUUGCGCUUAUUUCUUCUACAUGCUCCCCCCUUACAGUCAGUGUCUCUAAAACACAAUCGACGGCAAGAAGUUUCAGGCCGAAGACUGCAAAAUCAGGUAAGUGUGCAUUUUCUUUUGGUUGGAGGUUGCUGGCCGAUGGGUCGGCGGUGGAGGCUGAACAACCGCCCAGAUCUGCAGCAAUUGUGUGGUUCCCAAACCCCCGAUUGCCGCUAGUCAGAGUUCGAGGAGCCCUUGACAUCGCUCAAUUUGGUCGGGGCUUCCUCAAACCCUGUCAUCGCUCAUCGGGGGUUCGAGGAAGCCCAGACCCUAGGCGGUCGGGGACCCCUUGAGUUCCCAACUGGGAUUUGUCGGGGACUCAAGGGGUUCCCGACCGCGGGCUGUCAGGGAUUCCUCAAAUCCCCGAUAGAUCCCAGUCGAGGACUCGAGGAGUCCCCGACCGCAGGCUGUCAGGGAUUCCUCGAAUCCCCGACGUAGCCCAGUCGGGGACUCGACAGGUCCCUGACCACCUAGGGUCGAGGCUUCUGCAACCCCUCGCCAAGGCGGUUGAGGACACCACCACCGGUCGUCGUGGGUGGCGGGGCUGCCACCUUUAAUUUUUUAAUAUUUAUUUAAUUUAAAUAAAAUUAAUUUUUUAUAUUUGAACUUUAUUUAUAAAAUGUGAAGUUUUUAAAUUCUGAUAUUCAGAAAUAAUUUUUAAAUAAAAGUUUUGACAUUUAAAAAUGUUUAAUAUUUUGAAAUAAAUUAAAUGUCUAAUUUAUACACUAUUGUAGUUUUAUUUUUGUAAUAGGUAACACAUUUCUUACAAAUAGCACGUACUCGAGGAGCUAGAGCACAGGGAGCUGACUCAUCUCUACCUCGCCAACGUCCGAUAUUCCACGAGGAGGAGAAAGGUUGAAUCUCAUGGGGAUCAGCCUCUGACUGAUCACCAUAUUCUAGAGUCGGGAAUAGACGUUCCUGAACAGUCAUAUGUAGUUGUUUCGGGCCCACCAUCUACUAGUGCUCCUGAGCACCCAUUGGAAGAAGAUAUUUUAGGACCAUUUCUGGGAGGCCCUGAGGAUUCGUCAAUUUUAAAAGUUUUAAAAAUCAUAUUGCUUUUGCCAUCUAGAUUGGAGAGGAGAGAGGAUUAUUGAAUUUCAGAAGCCAAGGACAAAGAAUUCCUCAAUGGUCGUUGGCUAAUCAGCAACGAGUUCGUGAAAUUGUUGUUGGAUCUAAAUUGGCACUACUCAUAGAUUGCAUGUAUCUUUUUAUAAAUUCUACGGUGGUAUCAGUUUUUGUAGAGAGAUGGCAGCCCAAGACCAACACAUCUCAUCUACUGGUCGACGAGAUGACGAUCACAUUAGAUGAUGUUGCUGCUAUUUUGAAGAUCCCAAUAACUGGUAGGCCUAUAUCUAUUCCACAUUUGACAAUUACUGAAGUCUGUGAACUGUUGUGUCGUUUAUUGGGGGUUUCAGUAGAUGUAGCAGCAAGAUAGGUAGCAGAGAGUCGAGGACCGUAUGUGAAGAAAAAAUGGAUGAGAAACACAUUCAUGAAUGUACCAGAUAUAUCUUCUAACAAAGAGGUCUACAAUGCUACUAGAGCAUACUUGUUAUUUUUA
Diospyros lotus (date-plum) is the source of this 4229-nucleotide messenger RNA. RefSeq names its product cellulose synthase-like protein H1. The coding region runs from base 62 to 2302 and encodes 746 amino acids. Gene Ontology annotation, biological process: plant-type primary cell wall biogenesis; cellulose biosynthetic process. NCBI's taxonomy places the organism in Eukaryota, Viridiplantae, Streptophyta, Magnoliopsida, Ericales, Ebenaceae. The transcript is spliced from 11 exons. The record is from RefSeq and is a predicted model, not a curated record. Gene Ontology annotation, cellular component: trans-Golgi network; plasma membrane. Gene Ontology annotation, molecular function: cellulose synthase (UDP-forming) activity; mannan synthase activity.